AGGAGGCCGUGGGGGCGUCGGUGCGCAGGGCCCAGCCAUGGCCGCGUCCGAGCUCUACACAAAGUUUGCCAGGGUUUGGAUCCCUGAUCCAGAGGAAGUUUGGAAGUCAGCAGAGCUGCUCAAAGAUUACAAGCCAGGCGAUAAAGUCCUGCUGCUUCACCUCGAGGAAGGAAAGGAUUUGGAAUACCAUCUAGAUCCGAAGACAAAGGAGCUGCCUCACUUACGGAACCCUGACAUCCUUGUGGGUGAGAAUGACCUCACAGCCCUCAGCUACCUGCACGAGCCUGCUGUGCUCCACAACCUCCGAGUCCGCUUCAUUGAUUCCAAGCUUAUUUAUACAUAUUGUGGUAUCGUACUAGUAGCUAUAAAUCCCUAUGAACAACUGCCCAUUUAUGGAGAAGAUAUCAUUAACGCAUACAGCGGUCAGAACAUGGGAGAUAUGGACCCACAUAUCUUUGCAGUAGCUGAAGAAGCUUACAAACAAAUGGCCAGAGAUGAGCGCAAUCAGUCCAUCAUUGUCAGCGGAGAGUCUGGGGCAGGAAAAACAGUCUCUGCCAAGUACGCCAUGCGCUACUUUGCCACCGUCAGUGGUUCUGCCAGCGAGGCCAAUGUGGAAGAGAAGGUCUUGGCCUCCAACCCCAUCAUGGAGUCAAUUGGAAAUGCUAAAACAACCAGGAAUGAUAAUAGCAGUCGUUUUGGGAAAUAUAUUGAAAUUGGUUUUGACAAGAGAUAUCGGAUUAUUGGUGCCAAUAUGAGAACUUACCUUUUAGAGAAAUCCAGAGUGGUGUUCCAGGCAGAAGAGGAGAGAAACUAUCAUAUCUUCUAUCAACUUUGUGCCUCCGCAAACAUACCUGAAUUUAAAAUGUUGCGAUUAGGAAAUGCAAAUAACUUUCAUUAUACCAGUCAAGGCGGCAGCCCUGUGAUAGAAGGAGUGGAUGAUGCCAAGGAGAUGGCACACACGAGGCAGGCCUGCACGUUGCUAGGCAUUAGUGAAUCUUACCAAAUGGGAAUUUUCCGAAUACUUGCUGGGAUCCUUCACUUAGGCAAUGUUGGAUUCGCCUCCAGAGAUUCAGACAGCUGCACAAUACCUCCCAAGCAUGAACCGCUCAGCAUCUUCUGUGAUCUCAUGGGUGUGGACUACGAGGAGAUGUGUCACUGGCUCUGUCAUCGUAAGCUGGCUACCGCCACAGAGACGUACAUCAAGCCCAUCUCCAAGCUUCAGGCGACAAACGCCCGCGAUGCCUUAGCCAAGCACAUCUACGCCAAGCUCUUCAACUGGAUUGUGGAUCACGUCAAUCAGGCCCUGCAUUCGGCUGUCAAGCAGCACUCCUUCAUAGGCGUGCUGGACAUUUACGGGUUUGAAACAUUUGAGAUAAAUAGUUUUGAACAGUUUUGCAUAAAUUAUGCAAAUGAAAAACUGCAACAACAAUUCAAUAUGCAUGUCUUCAAGUUGGAACAAGAAGAGUAUAUGAAAGAACAAAUUCCAUGGACACUCAUAGAUUUUUAUGAUAAUCAACCUUGUAUUAAUCUUAUAGAGUCUAAAAUGGGGAUUCUAGAUCUGCUGGAUGAGGAAUGUAAGAUGCCUAAAGGUACAGAUGACACCUGGGCCCAGAAAUUGUACAACACACAUUUGAACAAAUGUGCACUCUUUGAAAAACCUCGCCUAUCAAAUAAAGCUUUCAUCAUCCAGCAUUUUGCUGACAAAGUGGAAUAUCAGUGUGAAGGCUUUCUGGAAAAGAACAAAGAUACUGUUUUUGAAGAACAAAUUAAAGUUCUUAAAUCGAGCAAGUUUAAGAUGCUUCCAGAACUAUUUCAAGAUGAUGAGAAGGCCAUCAGUCCGACCUCCGCCACCUCUUCAGGGCGCGUCCCCCUCUCCCGCACGCCUGCAAAGCCCACCAAAGGAAGACCAGGCCAGACGGCCAAGGAGCACAAGAAAACCGUGGGGCACCAGUUCCGAAACUCCCUCCACCUGCUUAUGGAAACCCUCAAUGCCACCACCCCUCACUAUGUGCGCUGUAUUAAACCUAAUGACUUCAAGUUCCCAUUCACGUUUGAUGAGAAAAGGGCAGUGCAGCAACUGAGGGCGUGUGGGGUGCUGGAGACCAUCCGGAUCAGCGCAGCAGGCUUCCCUUCACGUUGGACCUACCAAGAAUUUUUCAGCCGCUACCGUGUCCUAAUGAAGCAAAAGGAUGUGCUGAGUGACAGAAAGCAAACAUGCAAGAAUGUGUUAGAGAAGCUGAUCCUGGACAAGGACAAAUACCAGUUUGGUAAGACAAAGAUCUUUUUCCGUGCUGGUCAAGUGGCCUACCUAGAAAAGCUGAGGGCAGACAAACUGAGGGCCGCCUGCAUCCGGAUCCAGAAAACCAUCCGAGGGUGGCUGCUGAGGAAGAAGUACCUGCGCAUGCGAAAAGCAGCCAUCACCGUGCAGCGAUACGUGCGGGGCUUCCAGGCUCGAUGCUAUGCCAAGUUUUUGCGCAGAACCAGGGCAGCAAUCACCAUCCAGAAGCACUGGCGCAUGUAUGUGGUCCGCAGGAGGUACAAGAUCACACGAGCCGCCACUGUCGUGCUUCAGUCUUAUUGGCGAGGCUACUUGGCUAGAAACAGGUAUCGCAAGAUACUCCGUGAACACAAGGCAGUCAUCAUUCAGAAAUGGGUCCGGGGCUGGCUGGCUCGCAAACACUACAGGAGGAGCAUGCGCGCCAUUAUCUACCUUCAGUGCUGCUUCCGGAGGAUGAUGGCCAAGAGGGAGCUGAAGAAGCUCAAGAUUGAGGCCCGCUCUGUGGAGCGCUAUAAGAAGCUUCACAUUGGCAUGGAGAACAAGAUCAUGCAGCUGCAGCGGAAGGUUGAUGAGCAGAACAAAGACUACAAAUGUCUCAUGGAGAAACUGACCAAUCUGGAAGGAGUCUACAACUCUGAGACUGAGAAACUACGGAAUGACUUAGAGCGUCUCCAGCUAAGUGAGGAGGAAGCCAAGGUUGCCACUGGACGUGUUCUUAGUCUGCAGGAAGAAAUUGCCAAGCUCCGGAAAGAUCUGGAACAGACUCAAUCAGAGAAAAAGUCCAUUGAGGAGCGUGCAGAUAAAUACAAGCAAGAAACUGAACAGCUAGUAUCAAGUCUGAAGGAAGAAAAUACUUUGCUGAAGCAGGAAAAAGAGACCCUCAACCACCGUAUUGUGGAACAGGCUAAAGAGAUGACAGAAACUAUGGAGAAAAAGUUAGUAGAAGAAACGAAACAACUGGAACUUGACCUUAAUGAUGAAAGGCUGAGAUAUCAGAACCUUCUGAAUGAAUUCAGUCGCCUGGAAGAACGAUAUGAUGACCUCAAGGAAGAGAUGAGCCUGAUGGUGAAUGUGCCUAAGCCCGGACACAAGAGGACAGACUCUACCCACAGCAGCAAUGAGUCCGAGUAUACCUUUAGCUCUGAAAUUGCAGAAACUGAAGACGUUCCACUGAGGACGGAGGAGCCAAGUGAGAAGAAGGUCCCUCUGGACAUGUCAUUGUUUCUCAAGCUGCAGAAGCGCGUCACGGAGCUGGAGCAGGAGAAGCAGGCGAUGCAGGACGAGCUGGACCGCAAGGAGGAGCAGGUGCUGCGCAGCAAGGCAAAGGAAGAAGAAAGACCCCAAGUCAGAGGUGCAGAACUGGAAUAUGAGUCACUCAAGCGUCAAGAACUAGAAUCAGAAAACAAAAAACUGAAAAAUGAGCUAAAUGAGUUACGCAAGGCCCUUAGUGAGAAGAGCGCCCCAGAGGUGACCGCUCCUGGUGCACCUGCUUACCGUGUCCUCAUGGAGCAGCUGGCCACUGUGAGUGAGGAGCUUGAUGUCCGCAAGGAGGAAGUGCUCAUCCUGAGGUCUCAGCUGGUGAGCCAAAAGGAAGCCAUCCAACCCAAGGAUGACAAGAAUACAAUGACGGACUCCACAAUACUUUUGGAAGAUGUGCAAAAAAUGAAAGAUAAAGGUGAAAUAGCACAAGCCUACAUUGGUUUGAAAGAAACCAACAGAUCGUCUGCUAUGGAUUUCCAUGAGUUGAAUGAGGAUGGAGAGCUGUGGCUGGUUUAUGAAGGGUUAAAACAAGCCAACAGACUCCUGGAAUCCCAGCUCCAGGCGCAAAAGAGGAGCCACGAGAACGAGGCGGAGGCCCUGCGUGGGGAGAUCCAGAGCCUAAAGGAGGAGAACAACCGGCAGCAGCAGCUGCUGGCCCAGAACCUGCAGCUGCCUCCGGAGGCCCGCAUUGAGGCCAGCCUGCAGCACGAGAUCACCCGGCUAACCAACGAGAACCUGUAUUUUGAGGAAUUAUAUGCAGAUGACCCUAAGAAGUAUCAGUCAUAUCGGAUUUCACUUUACAAACGGAUGAUUGACUUGAUGGAACAACUUGAAAAACAGGAUAAGACUGUUCGGAAAUUGAAAAAACAACUGAAAGUGUUUGCCAAAAAAAUUGGUGAACUAGAAGUGGGCCAGAUGGAGAACAUAUCUCCAGGACAGAUCAUUGAUGAGCCCAUCCGUCCUGUCAACAUUCCCAGGAAAGAAAAGGACUUCCAAGGAAUGCUGGAGUACAAGAAGGAGGAUGAGCAGAAACUUGUGAAGAAUCUGAUUCUGGAACUGAAACCUCGUGGCGUAGCAGUUAAUUUGAUUCCGGGCUUGCCAGCAUAUAUCCUGUUCAUGUGUGUCAGACAUGCUGACUACUUAAAUGAUGAUCAGAAAGUAAGGUCUUUGCUAACAUCAACAAUUAACAGCAUCAAGAAAGUGCUGAAGAAAAGAGGUGAUGAUUUUGAAACCGUCUCCUUCUGGCUCUCUAACACAUGCCGGUUUUUGCACUGCUUGAAACAGUACAGCGGAGAAGAGGGUUUUAUGAAGCACAACACAACCCGCCAAAAUGAACACUGCCUCACCAACUUCGACUUGGCUGAGUAUCGGCAGGUGCUCAGUGACUUGGCUAUUCAGAUCUACCAGCAGCUUGUGAGGGUGUUAGAGAACAUCCUGCAGCCCAUGAUUGUCUCAGGUAUGCUGGAGCAUGAAACCAUUCAGGGUGUGUCUGGUGUGAAGCCCACGGGGCUGAGAAAACGAACCUCCAGUAUCGCCGACGAGGGCACCUACACACUGGACUCAAUUCUCCGGCAGCUCAACUCCUUCCAUUCAGUCAUGUGUCAACACGGCAUGGACCCAGAGCUGAUCAAGCAGGUGGUCAAGCAGAUGUUCUACAUCGUGGGGGCCAUCACCCUGAACAACCUCCUGUUGCGAAAGGACAUGUGCUCCUGGAGUAAAGGCAUGCAGAUCAGGUACAAUGUCAGUCAACUGGAAGAAUGGCUGCGUGACAAGAAUCUGAUGAACAGCGGGGCCAAAGAAACUCUGGAACCUCUCAUUCAGGCUGCUCAGCUCCUGCAAGUGAAAAAGAAGACAGACGAUGAUGCAGAAGCCAUUUGUUCCAUGUGCAAUGCUUUGACCACUGCACAGAUCGUCAAAGUGUUGAAUCUGUACACUCCCGUUAAUGAGUUUGAAGAAAGAGUCUCCGUGUCAUUCAUUCGUACUAUACAGAUGCGUUUGCGGGACAGGAAAGACUCUCCUCAGCUGCUCAUGGAUGCUAAACACAUCUUCCCUGUCACGUUCCCCUUCAAUCCAUCCUCCCUCGCGCUGGAAACCAUCCAAAUCCCAGCCAGCCUGGGCCUGGGCUUCAUUUCACGUGUCUGAACGUGACGGCCAGGCAAAUGUGGACAGCGCAUCUCUUGUCUGGAAUAAGAACACGUUCGUUCCAAUCAGCUACUGCAAGUAACAUUGUGAAAGAGGAAGUACUGAUUCUCGAACAAGAAGCUGUUAACUGGAAACCUCCCCUAGAACACUGUCAUCAUCACCCUGCAAAGAAAGUUAGGCUCCUGCAUAUUGUGUCACCUUUGGAGCAACACCCAUCCCUGAUCAGUUAGGUAGCCUGAGUUUAUGUGCAGGUGAGUGAGUGAAGAAGGAAAGAAGAGAGAAACAGGGAGGAAGGAAACGAAAGAAGGCAGAAGUGUGUCUUUAGCUGCCAGCAUUUAUUGGAAAUCCUCAACAGUGUGCUUAAGUGGUCUAAAAAGCAUGAAUUCAAGAUAUGAGCUGUUAAGAGGCAAGUACCAGCCAAGAACACGAGAAUGGAAAGAAAACUUGCCAUUGUAUACAAAUCUUACCAGUUUAGAAAUCAGCUGUGUGGAUACCGUCAAACUGGGUGAGAAAAGUAAACUGGAAAUAUGAAAAGUCAUUGGUAAAGUAGCUUCCUUAUUCAUGUCGCUAUGAUAUAGAGAUAUUAAAGAAUGUUGGUUUGCUAUAGAACAUAGAUGUCCAUUGGUACUGUAGUUUACUGAGCAUUUUUACAUUGCUGCUACAUGCUGUCUUCUUAAAAUGUAAGCGAUAUUAGAUGCUACAAUAAUAAGCUUAUCUUUUACUGUUUACAAUUCCAUCAAUUCACAGUUUUAACUGGAUUAUAUGCAAAUGUUCUACAGAUUGACCUGCACAAGUAGCAGACACUGGAUGUCAUGUAUUAAUAUGACAAAAUACUUGACAUUUAGGGGUAGGAGUGGGCAGAGUGCUAUUGUUGGUGUUGUGGCUUACUCCGGAUGUGUUACCUUGAUGUGCUUGCUAGUUGCCCUGGGUGGACAGUGCAUCAGGCUCAUCAGGCUCAUCAGGCUGCGUUGUUUGUGAAGUGACUUCAGUUAUCAGAUCUGAUUACUGCACUCUAUGUUUUCAACCUGGACGGGUUUUCUGUUUUGACUUAUUAAGACUUAAUCUCAGUCACUAUCAAGAAUGAAUUAUCAGAAUUUUAUUAUUCAAGUGUUGAAACUUCGAUUAUGAAUUAUGCAAAAGAAGGUAUAUAAUAGGUAUUUAGUUAGGAUUCAGGUUUUUUCUUUAGGCUUUGCAACUUCUGUAAAUGUCCUCAGAUACCACUAGAUACUUUACAGAGCAUCGUAGUAGAAUUAGCUUAAGAAGACUUAAAUAAGAAGCAUAACAAGACUGUUGAGUUUUACAGAGGAUUUGGUUCAGUAAGACCCAGAUUCUGUAAGGUUUCAUUCUGAAAUUCUAAUUAAAUAUGCUUUUCUUUUUUUUUUUCUAGAAGUGUUAUACAAUAAACUGUUCAGGUUGUACAAAAAGCAAAUUCUUAGCAUUCACUAGAAACCCUGAUUCUCAAAUACAAGCAUAGAUUUAUAUGAUCUAACCGCUACAUGGUCUAUAAAAAUGACAUAUCUUAUUGAAAUAUGUGCAAUAUUAUUUAUGGAAGUCAGUUUCACACCCAUGACAAAGGUUGUUAUUAAAUGAUAAAUAUUGUCUGCUAACUUAUUUGGACCUCAGUUUCCUUGUUUAUAAAAUAAAAGGGUUGGACAA
Messenger RNA from Ochotona curzoniae (black-lipped pika), 7336 nucleotides. It is a transcript of the gene MYO5A, whose product is annotated as myosin VA. Bases 38 to 5680 code for a protein of 1880 amino acids. The record is from RefSeq and is a predicted model, not a curated record. The transcript is spliced from 42 exons. Gene Ontology annotation, biological process: actin filament organization; vesicle transport along actin filament. Lineage: Eukaryota; Metazoa; Chordata; Mammalia; Lagomorpha; Ochotonidae. Gene Ontology annotation, cellular component: myosin complex; actin cytoskeleton; vesicle. Gene Ontology annotation, molecular function: actin filament binding; microfilament motor activity; ATP binding.